Athalia rosae (coleseed sawfly) is the source of this 1911-nucleotide messenger RNA. It is a transcript of the gene POLDIP2, whose product is annotated as polymerase delta-interacting protein 2. NCBI's taxonomy places the organism in Eukaryota, Metazoa, Arthropoda, Insecta, Hymenoptera, Athaliidae. The record is from RefSeq and is a predicted model, not a curated record. Gene Ontology annotation, cellular component: nucleus; mitochondrial nucleoid. The coding region runs from base 216 to 1223 and encodes 335 amino acids. The transcript is spliced from 7 exons. Gene Ontology annotation, biological process: error-free translesion synthesis. Gene Ontology annotation, molecular function: DNA binding.
CUAGCAAUCAAAGUGUAACCUGUCAAAUAUUCCUCUACGUAAUCUAUUUAUUCUCAAUGCUUUGAUUAGGACCUUGCUAGAGCAGUUUUCCCCACCGGGCUUCUGUACAUCCGUAACUCCGUUGACUGGAGAUCCUAUACAACGGAACACGGGAUUAUAUCAGUGUUAAAAAUGCGUUAAAAUGUCAAAAGUAACUCGUGACUCGAUUUCUACAUAUGUAUAGUUCGAAGCUCGCUACGCUUAAAUCAUUCAAACAAGUGAGAAGUUCCGGUGUCGCCGUUCAGCUCAGUAAUAAUCGAAAUAUUCAAUUGGCGGAGGUAGGAAAAUUAGAAACACCCAAAUUACAGGGAAAAUAUGAGACGGGACAGCUGAUUCUCCAUAGAGUCUUUGGCUAUCGUGGCGUCAUAUUGUUUCCUUGGCUGGCACGAGUCUAUGAUAGAGAUGUGCCGAGUAAAAAAGAAGGCACCGAGGAUGGAAAAUUUAACAGCGUCAGUAAAGAGGUUAAAAGCAGAACACACACUUUCUACCAAGUUUUGAUCGACCAGCGGGAUUGUCCAUACAUUAGAGCGCAAACAGAAGCAGUCACAUUCUUGGGCAACCAUGAGAGUAGUCGUAGUCUGUAUGCAAUUCCUGGGUUGGAUUAUGUUGCACAUGAGGACAUAUUACCGUACUCAACCAAUGAGAAAGCAGCGUUGCAGCAUGAAUUAUUUGACAAGUUUUUAGCAUAUCACCAGGAAAGAGAUCCACCAUUCAUAGCACAGGAAACCCUCAGAGCCUGGCAAAAAAAAAAUCAUCCAUGGCUGGAGUUGUCUGACGUUCACAAGGAGACAACAGAAAAUAUCCGAGUCACAGUCAUACCAUUCUAUAUGGGAUGCCGGGAAAGUCAAACUACCUCUGUGUAUUGGUGGCGGUAUUGUAUUCGCUUGGAAAACUUAGGUGACAUGAGUGUGCAGCUGAGAGAACGACAUUGGCGGAUAUUUAGUUUAUCAGGGACACUUGAAACUGUCAGAGGUAGAGGAGUUGUUGGCCAAGAACCAGUUCUGUCAAAAACUCUACCAGCCUUUCAAUACAGCAGCCAUGUCAGUUUGCAAGCACCUAGCGGCCAUAUGUGGGGUACAUUUAGAAUGGAACGAGAGGAUGGCUAUGCCUUUGAUUGUAGAAUACCACCUUUUUCCUUGGAAUCCAAGACUGAAGAUCCACCAACUCCAAAUGCAGAAUCUUGAGCUUUGUCUGCUAACCUGCCUAAAAAAUGGUAAUACUCAGCAACAAAAUAGAAAAACUGAAAAAAAGUCUUGAACUGUGCGGUAUACUCAAGAACUUGAUAAAUUCCAACCAUUUUCCCAGUUUCGACUAGUGUACACAGCAUCAAUCGAAUACCUCAUUGUAAAUGUUAUGCAUGUAUAUUAUAUUAAACAUAUUAACGAUUAGUCGACAAUCUCUGGAUACCACUGACAAAACAAACUUGCAUUGUUGCAUAGAAGAAUAACUUUUCGAUUUUUCUCAAUGCAUAACCAUAACAAAUUCAUGGUCUCUUAAUGGUACGUAAACUUGAACAGGAAUAUAGCAGGCUUGAAGUUAGAGAGUUCCUUUGACCACUAAACAUGGACCUAUCAAUUGGAUGGGAUACAAAUACAGAUUGAACGUCCAACGGGUUAUAGUCUAUUUGAAAUGAGAGAUAAUAACAGAAUCGGAAAAGACCUGCUCACAUAAUUCAUCUUGACUAACAACAAAAAUUUCAUUACGUGAGUAAAUAUUGUUUAUAGUCUUCUAACUACAAAUCAGCAAACUUUGAACUUAGGGAAAAUGUAGGAGGUAAAAAUAUAAAAAUGAAUUGAAGUCUGAAUAUGCCUUAUAAUUGUUAAAACAGUGCAGACACCAUUUAAUAACGCAAUAAACCAAAAAUCUCUCAUA